UCUACAAGCUUUGACAUUACUAGAACCCAUAUUUUAAGAAGCAAUUAUGAAGAGCUGCUCUGUUGUUCGUGAAAAUAACAAAAACAAACAUUUCAAACCAACCAAGGAACCCAUGUUUUCUGACUACUUACAAGGAAAUCCUGUUAAAACAAUAACACAAAAAUGAACAAAGUUCCACGAUAUUUUGAGAAAGUAGAAGACUCAAAUGAAACUCAAAAUAAAGAUAUUAAACCGAAAAAAGAAUUUAAGAAGGAUAUUGUGUUUAAUAUUGACGUGAAACCAAAACCAUGGGGUCGUAGAAGGGAAGAUAAUCGAAUCAGAAAGGAACAAAGAAAUCCAAAUAAAAUAAGUAGAAAGAAUGUUAAGUACAGUGCUAAUACAAAACCAAAACUAUGGGAUCAUAGAACAAGAGAUGGUGGAGUUAAAAAAAUCAUAUAUGUUCCAAAUCCUAAUCCUAAGUUUCCUGGUCGUGUUCCCAUACCUAAACAAAAACUACAGAGGCAUAGUAGAGGUGAAGGCAUAGAGAAAAAAGGAAUUCGAACAGGUGUGCACAGGAAGAAAUUUGAAAAGAAAGAAAGAAAUAUUAAAUUAGCAACUGAAUUAGCAGCCACAGGUUUUCUAGAAGUAGAUGCUGGUGAAUCGAGCACUCAGUUUACACAGAAAGAGAUUGCAGCUAGUGUUGAUAUUACAUCAGCCACAAAAUACUUUGAAUUACAUCUGCAUGAAUUCGGCCCCUAUCGUGCGAAAUAUACUCGAAAUGGAAGACACCUGCUUUUGGGUGGUAAAAUGGGGCACGUUGCCGCGUUUGAUUGGAUGACAAAAAAAUUACACUGUGAAAUAAACGUAAUGGAAACAGUACACGAUAUAUGUUGGCUGCAUGUAGAAACAAUGUUUGCAGUCGCCCAGAAAAAUUGGGUUUAUGUAUAUGAUAAUGAGGGGAUUGAAUUACACUGUCUGAAAAAACUUAAUAAAGUGUCUAGAAUGGAAUUCUUGCCAUAUCAUUUCAUUUUAGCAACAGCUAGCGAGGUUGGGUACUUAAGUUGGUUAGACAUUUCAAUUGGUCAAAUUGUAGCACAAUACAAUACAAACAUGGGUCGUCUAUCUAUAAUGGCUCAAAAUCCUCAAAACGCUGUUUUAUGCUUUGGGCACAGUAAAGGAGUUGUGACUAUGUGGGCACCUUCAUCUAAACAGCCCCUUGUUAAAAUGCUCUGCCACAAGUCACCAUUAACUGCACUCCAUAUUGAUCCCAGAGGAAUAUACAUGGCAACUGCUGCCAUUGAUAAAAGCAUUAAAGUUUGGGAUGUAAGACAACUAGGUGAACCUUUGCAAAAUUAUACUGUGAGGUCUGCUGCUGAAUGUAUCAAUUUCUCUCACACAAACAUGUUGGCCCUGGGAAUGGGAAAUAUUAUCGAAGUUUAUAGGUAUAAUGAAGUCAGUUUUUAA
Messenger RNA from Agrilus planipennis (emerald ash borer), 1443 nucleotides. RefSeq names its product WD repeat-containing protein 46-like. The record is from RefSeq and is a predicted model, not a curated record. Gene Ontology annotation, molecular function: protein binding. Gene Ontology annotation, biological process: maturation of SSU-rRNA from tricistronic rRNA transcript (SSU-rRNA, 5.8S rRNA, LSU-rRNA). Lineage: Eukaryota; Metazoa; Arthropoda; Insecta; Coleoptera; Buprestidae. The coding region runs from base 163 to 1443 and encodes 426 amino acids. Gene Ontology annotation, cellular component: small-subunit processome; nucleolus; 90S preribosome. The transcript is spliced from 6 exons.